This is a messenger RNA of Oryza sativa Japonica Group (Japanese rice), 2841 nucleotides long. Its product is annotated as probable LRR receptor-like serine/threonine-protein kinase At2g23950. Gene Ontology annotation, biological process: protein phosphorylation. Lineage: Eukaryota; Viridiplantae; Streptophyta; Magnoliopsida; Poales; Poaceae. Gene Ontology annotation, molecular function: protein tyrosine kinase activity; ATP binding; protein binding. The record is from RefSeq and is a predicted model, not a curated record.
GUCACAUCACUCCCCGCCCCCGGUCUCCUUUCCCUCCUCCAUCACACGAGAAAAAGCAGAGCCACUACUCCACUCGCUCGACGGCUGAUUGCCUGCCUGCCUCCCCUCACCCCUGCUUCUCCUUCUCCCUCCUUCUCACUUUUCUUCCUCUCGGGCGCCUCUCCUCUCCAUCAUUCCUCCCACUGCUCCGCUCCCCCAUUCCAAUGGCCUCCAACCUCUUCCUCCUCCUCUUCUUCCUCGUCGUCUCCUACGCGCCGUUCCUCGCCUUCUCCUCCGAGCCCCUCAACCCUGAAGUGGAGGCGCUGAUCGCCAUCAGGCAGGGGCUGGUCGACCCGCACGGCGUGCUGAACAACUGGGACGAGGACUCCGUCGACCCCUGCAGCUGGGCCAUGGUCACCUGCUCCGCCCACAACCUCGUCAUCGGCCUGGGAGCGCCCAGCCAGGGAUUGUCGGGGACCCUGUCCGGCAGGAUCGCCAACCUCACCAAUCUUGAACAAGUGCUGCUGCAGAACAACAACAUCACCGGCCGGCUGCCGCCGGAGCUGGGCGCGCUGCCGAGGCUGCAGACGCUCGACCUCUCCAACAACCGCUUCUCCGGCCGCGUCCCCGACACGCUCGGCCGCCUCUCCACCCUCCGAUACCUGAGGCUAAACAACAACAGCUUGUCCGGGGCGUUCCCGUCGUCGCUGGCCAAGAUCCCACAGCUCUCCUUCCUGGACUUGUCCUACAACAACCUCACUGGCCCUGUUCCUCACUUCCCCACAAGAACAUUCAACGUCGUGGGCAAUCCAAUGAUAUGCGGGAGCAGCAGCGGCAGCCAUGCGGGGAACGCGAACGCAGCGGAGUGCGCCACCGUGGUCGCCCCGGUCACCGUGCCAUUCCCGCUGGACUCCACUCCGAGCAGCAGCAGCAGGGCGGCAGCGGCAGCGGUGGGGAGGUCAAAGGGUGGAGGAGGCGCCGCGCGGUUGCCGAUCGGAGUAGGGACAAGCCUUGGCGCCUCCGCGCUUGUGCUCCUCGCCGUCUCCUGCUUUCUCUGGAGGCGCAGGCGCCGGCACCGCUGCCUCCUCUCGGGCCCCUCCUCCGUCCUCGGCAUCCUCGAGAAGGGGAGAGACGUGGAGGAUGGGGGAGGAGGGGAGGUGAUGGCGAGGCUGGGGAACGUGAGGCAGUUCGGGCUGAGGGAGCUGCACGCGGCGACGGACGGGUUCAGCGCGAGGAACAUACUGGGGAAAGGAGGGUUCGGGGACGUGUACCGGGGGAGGCUCUCCGACGGCACGGUCGUGGCGGUGAAGCGGCUCAAGGACCCGACCGCGUCCGGGGAGGCGCAGUUCCGGACGGAGGUGGAGAUGAUCAGCCUCGCCGUGCACCGCCACCUCCUCCGCCUCGUCGGCUUCUGCGCCGCGGCCUCCGGCGAGCGCCUCCUCGUCUACCCCUACAUGCCCAACGGCAGCGUCGCCUCCCGCCUUCGAGGGAAGCCGCCGCUGGACUGGCAGACGAGGAAGCGGAUCGCGGUGGGGACGGCGAGGGGAUUGCUGUACCUGCACGAGCAGUGCGACCCAAAGAUCAUCCACCGCGACGUGAAGGCCGCGAACGUGCUGCUGGACGAGUGCCACGAGGCCGUCGUCGGCGACUUCGGGCUCGCCAAGCUGCUCGACCACGGCGACUCCCACGUCACCACGGCGGUGCGCGGCACGGUGGGGCACAUCGCGCCGGAGUACCUCUCCACGGGGCAGUCGUCGGAGAAGACCGACGUGUUCGGCUUCGGCAUCCUGCUGCUCGAGCUCGUCACCGGCCAGCGCGCGCUCGAGGUCGGCAAGGGCUCCGGCGUCAUCCAGCACCAGAAGGGCGUCAUGCUCGAUUGGGUGAGGAAGGUGCACCAAGAGAAGCUGCAUGACUUGCUAGUGGACCAAGAUUUGGGGCCUCACUACGACAGGAUAGAGGUGGCGGAGAUGGUGCAGGUGGCGCUGCUCUGCACCCAGUUCCAGCCGUCUCACCGGCCGAGGAUGUCGGAGGUGGUCCGGAUGCUGGAGGGAGACGGGCUCGCCGAGAAAUGGGAGGCCAACCACCGGCCGGCGGCGAUGGCGGCGGCGGCGGCGCCCCAUGAGCUCGGCUACGACCACCGCAACGACUCCAACGGCUCCGUCUUCUUCAACGACUUCCACGACAACGACAGCAGCCUUAGCAGCGACGAGGUGCGGUCCAUCGACAUGGUAGAGGAGAUGGAGCUGUCAGGGCCAAGGUAGCAGCAGAAUGCAGCAGAGCAUUCAGAGCACUGAAAAAGAAAUUCAGAGAAUCAGAUAUUCAGGGAGAGUACUUCAGGAAAAAAAGAGAAGAAAAAUAUAUUACAGAGGGAAGGGAUUGGAUUUGUUGCUAGCUGGAGUAGUACGAGUAGUUUCAAAGUGAUUGAGAUGCUUUUUAGUUUUAGACCACAGUGUGUAGUUUCUGUCUGAUCAAAGAGAGGCCCUUUCCCCGAGAAAGAUGUAAAGAAAAAGGGGCUCCUCCUCUCCGGUUUCUCUUUUGCUUCUUUUCACAGGCUUCUUUAUCUUUUGCUGCUGCUGCUUUCUUUUCUCUCUUUCUUUUGUUGAUUUGGGGACGGACAUGGCACAUGCAGCGCUGCAGAAGACCUUUGGUUUGCAUUCUGGCCCUGAUCUCGAGCAAACUUUUGCAGUACACCCCUGUUCAUAUAUGUAUGGGCUUCUUCUGAAUUCUGAACUCCUUAUCUGUAUCACUGUAUGUAAGGGGAGGGAUGUUGAUAGAGCCUUGAGAGAGACAUGGAGUCAUUUUGACUGCUUUGUGACCUGUAAAGAUAAUCACUCCAUUUCUUUUUGUAUGUGCAACAGUAAA